CAAAUACAACCAUUUAGGAAUUAUGGCAACAUGGCGGAUAAAAUGAAUGAAUCUUGGUUAGAUAUAGAUGAUGUCGAUGAAAAUCAAGUCAUACGCUUACAGGCCCACAUCAGAGGAGUUCUCACAAGAAAAUGGAUGAAGAAGUUGCGACAAGACUUCGAAGAGCUGUGCAACAACAUUGAAAGGAAGCCAUUGGAAAUUGAAUGGCCAAGCAAUAAUAUCUGUUCACCAAGAAUCAGAAAUACUAAACAAAGAAAAAAUAAAAAUGCCUCCAAAGAAACCUCGUCUAAAAACAUUGUGUCCUGCUCUGACAAAAACAUUGUGUCCUGCUCUGAAAAUACAGAAAAAUUAUCUGUUGAAAUCCAAACAGAUUUUGAUACGUGUGGUAGCCCUUUUUUACAUGUACAUCAACAAAAUAUGGACUCUUCGGAAAGAACAGGAUCUGAAAAACAUUUUGAAAAUCAGACAAAUAACCGUGGAAGUGAACAAAAUUUAAAUAAAGCAAAGAUUAGUACCUCAGAGGAUCGAAAGUUCUUACCAGAAAGCUCUGUGAAUAAUAGAAACACUCAUUUCGACCCAAACAGACAUUUUGAACAAAUAGAUAAUGGUACCGGUACUUAUUCAGGUUACCAUGAUGUUGAUGUAAUUCCACAGAAAGAUUCUCCAGAUAAGCAGGUUGAGUUGACAGAUUUAAAAACCGUGGAGGGACGUGAUGUUGAUUUAUCAACACAAGAACAGUCUGUGAGAAGAGGUGGAUUAGAUAAUUCUGUUAAUGAUGACACAUCGGUUUGGGAUCCAGAUAAUUCUUCUUUUCAAAGUCACACAGAUGUAAAGAAGUUAACAACAGACAAGAAAGAUCUAGCUGAAUUACGGAAAAAUCUUGCCAUGGAAUUAUUAUGGAUUCAGCAAGCUAUACAAAGUCGGAAAAAUUAUUUAAAGUUGAAAGAUGAGAUGACUUGAAGACUGAUUUGACUAGAUGUAAUAUUCUGGGUAAUCUUUCUGUCACCUGUCACCAAGAUGUCAAUAGAUUUUCUCCCAUGGGGUAGGGGGUUGCCUGCCCAACUUGUUGUUUUCGCCGGUUUCCUCCUAACGCUAAAGACACCUAUGUGCAAGUGAAUUAUUGAAAUAAAAUGGCACUGUCUGUAUAAGUUCCUCCUAACGCUAAAGACCCCUAUGUGCAAGUGAAUUAUUGAAAUAAAAUGGCACUGCCUGUAUAAGUCCUGAAAUGAACUAAUUUGUGUCAAGUCAAUGUUAAACCCCAUAAAAUAAGAAGUGGUAUCAGGCUGUCUUGUGAUAUUUUAAAGAAGAGAGAGAGAGAAAUGGGGUUUAACGUCCACUUGACACAAACUAGGUCAUUUUGGGACUAACAUAUGGUUUCAUUUUAUUUCAAUAAUUCGCUUGUGCAUAGGGGUCUUUAGCAGUAAGAGGAAAUCGGAGGACCCAGAGAAAACCCAUGAGGUUGGACAGGCAACCCUACUCCUAGUCACGUACAACCGGGGAUUCAAAACUACGCCAGUCGACUCAAUGACAGACUUUAUGAUACAGCGCGCGCACGCUAACCAUUCAGCCAUCCAACCCCCAUUUUUAAAGAAGAUAUGAAUAUGUAGAUGAUAUAUACUACUAAUAUUUAAUAUGUAAAUAAAACAAAGAGUAAAAUUAUUUAUAGAUUU
Patella vulgata (common limpet) is the source of this 1670-nucleotide messenger RNA. RefSeq lists its product as uncharacterized. Lineage: Eukaryota; Metazoa; Mollusca; Gastropoda; Patellidae. The transcript is spliced from 4 exons. The coding region runs from base 31 to 960 and encodes 309 amino acids. Gene Ontology annotation, molecular function: protein binding. The record is from RefSeq and is a predicted model, not a curated record.